AUGUCACCGCCUACUGUAGUGCUCGUCACGUGCAUGCUUCUUAGCUUCACCACGUGGUGCGCAACAGCGGAAGUAACCUCUUCAUGCGUUGCGAACACCCCAGCGGUUCUGACGGCUGUCGUGUCCGAAGUCAAGAAAGUGGCGGCUGUAGCGGCGUUCGACGCCAACAGCGACGGCCUGGUCGACGUGUUUGCCAUGGACAAGGAGCAUCACUCCCUCCAAGCCUUUGCCAACAAUGGCUUGCUCGCCCUCCUCGAACCAGUCGUGGUCGACGGCGCGUACUCGCGCUCGUACGCAACCGAGCUGCUGCCGGCAGACGUUGACGGAGACGGGCGGACUGACUUGGUUGUCCUGGCCAGAAUCAAUCGCCCCGCAAAGGAAGACUUUGACUCGGCCUUCUGGUACCGCAACCUGGCAGAGGGAUCUGGUGGGCCCAUUGCCUUCUCGGAGCGCAAUGUCAUCGCGCACAGCUUUUUGGGUGGGGCAGCGCUGGCCGUCGGUGAUCUCGACGGCGACAGCCAUGUUGACGCUGUGGUUGCCAUCAGCAGUACUGGCGAGAUCUGGCUUUACCCCAAUUCAUUUGGCAACGGCACCUUUGGGCUCGGCCGCGUUGUCAUCUGGAAGGAAAAUUUGAAGGGCAUUGCUGACAUUGAGCUUGUCGACAUCGGCAGCGAUGGCAUGCUCGACGUGGUAGCGGCAGUCCAAUUGGACAACUCGUACGAGCUUAACUGGCACCGCAACGAUGGAGCCGGUGUCUUUAACCCACUGGUUACGCGUUCCUCGGUGGAAGCCAAGACCUUUGUGCAAGGCGAGGUCAACAACGACGGGUAUCCAGACUUGGUGAUCGGGACAGGCACCGAGUUGUAUGUUCUCACCGGAAACUCGAACGGUUUCAACCCCAUGUCUGGCGCACGCAACUUUGCCUACGCGGCCGACGGUGUGUUUGUCGGUGACUUUGAUGGUGAUGGAUGGGCCGAUGUAGGUGCGUUUGGCACGACGAAGUACUCUGUGUGGCCGAACAAUGGCGCCGGCGACUUUGCCACAAGCUCGGAGCACACCACGCCUGUGUAUGCUGCUGCCGUCGCCGACAUGGACAACGAUGGAAGCCAAGAUCUCGUUCUAGGAUACAAGCAUCCCGAGUCUGUCAAGGUCUUGGUGCAGUAUAGCGCGGCUGAGAUGUCGGUGCCAUCGACAACGUACGACUUUGUGGCGCACGGCUAUGGAGACGUCGACGGUGACGGGGAUGUUGACGCGGUGGCCGCAACUUCCCAAGCACUGUAUUGGGUGCCAGCGGAGCGGUCCGAUGCAACGGCGCAUGGCGUGCCAAUCGCUCUGCCCACCUGGCAGUUUGGCGAUAGCGCGCAAGACCUGGCGGUCGUCGAUCUCGACGGCGACUCGGAUCCAGACCUUGUGGUCUCCCGAGACGGACAGCCUCCUGUUUGGCUCGAGAACCUUGGCGGCUUGGGAAACUUCGGUGCUGGCACUGUCCUUGCAGGCGCGCUGCGCAGUGUGGGUGACGUUGUCGUUGCCGAUGUCGAUGGCAACGGGCUGGUCGACAUUGUUGUUCGCGAGCUCGGCUCUGGCUCUGCCCUUCAGUGGUUUUCGCAAACGAGCAGCGGCACGUUUGCAGGUGCGGCGAUCCUUGCCGCCGCGUCACCGCGCGCGUCUAUUCUCACCUUUACCGUUGCCGAUCUCGAUGGUGCUGGUUUGGUCGAUGUGGUGUUUUUGGAGGAUGAUGGAUUGACCGUCAAUGUAACGUAUGUCUCGGCUGAUGGAGGCGGAGGCUUCAGUGCGCCCACUGUGCUCAAGACGAGCUUCGGCUCGCCGUGUCGCUCCCUUCAGGUUGGCGAUGUCAACGCCGACGGGCUUGCCGAUGUGGUUGUCGGUUGUGGGGUUCAUAUUCACCUGCUUUACGGCGAGGGUAGUGGCGUGUUUGAUCCAGGCUCUCCGAUAGUUCUUGAUAGCAGCGUUGACGACAUCUUGCUGCGUGGGCGGCCAGAUGGACAUGGUAUGGACCUUGUUGUAUAUGACGUCUUUGGCCUUGUGAGAACGGGAGUGCUCCGUCGCGAGCGCACGUGGGGGAUGAACCAACUCCCGCUUUUUGCGUCGUUGUACGCGUUUGAGUCCCCAGUGGUGGUCGACAUGGACGGCGAUGGCGUCCUUGAUGUUGCUGCACUUACCACCACUGUGACGAUGGUGUGGGCGAACGGUCUCUCAUCCCCGCGCUCUGCCAGCUUUAUUGACAGCAUCGUUGGCAGUGACGGUUCUGCCGACGGGCUUGCCGUCUGCGACGUUUCUGGCAACGGCUUUGUCGAUGUGGUCACCCGCAACGCUGAAGGCAAAGUGCUUAUUUUUGCUGGAAGCAGCUCUGGUGUGGCGAGCUCUGCAGACACCAACCCGUCUCUUGUGGGGCAAAGCAAGGGCCCAGUUCUCUGUGGUGACAUUGAUGGCGACGGCUCGGCAGACGUGAUCUCUGGUGGUGCUGUGUUCUACAAUACCGACGGCACCGGCCCCAAGGCGGCAAACAUGGUGAGCGAUGAGAUCGUGUACACUGAUGCUGCCCUGGGCGACGUCGACGAGGACGGAAGACUUGAUGCUGUGUUUGCUGACGCCGACGGAUUGUGGUGGGCGCCAGCACUCGUCGAAGAUAGGAGCGAGUGGUCCAUUCAGACGACUGCCAUUGGGUGCGCGUCGAUAUCGGUGUCGGAUGUCGUGCUUGGCGAGAUCGACGGUGACGGCCACGUUGACGCCGUGGCUGUGUGUGGCACCGACGUGACGUGGUUUUCAAAUGUCGAUGGAACCGGCACGUUUUCGUCGCGCCCGACGCUUGGUGCCGAAAUGACGGGCAGCGGUGGGCUUGUCGACAUCGGCGACUUUGACGCCAAUGGCGCAAUGGACGUGGUCGCCGUCGACACCGACAGCGGCACUGUUUCGUGGAUGCGCAACUUGGGAGGCGGUGUUUUUGACGCGCCGGUCAUCAUUUCGUUGAACGGCCAAGGGGCAACCGGUUUGGCGGUGGGCGACAUAGACAGCGAUGGCGCCUUGUCGAUCGUUGUGGUCGGUGGUCGUGGCGUCAGUGUUCCCCGCCGCGCGGUGGCAUUUGUGCUAGUUGGCGAUGGCGCUGGUCACUUUGUCGAGCACAUGAUUCCUACCGACAAUGCCGCGCUUACCUCUGUGGUGCUAUCCGACAUGAAUCGCGACGGGCGGCUGGACAUGGUGGUCGGAGUCGACGACUGGAAGUCCUUUCAGGUUUACACCCGCGAGGCGCACGGGCCAUUCUCGAGGCACGUACCGCGCCAGCUGGUAGUGGACCCAAGCGGUGAUACUGAAUGCGGUGUCAGCGCUGGUCGAGUCGGCUUUGACUGCGUGUGGCGGCGCGUGAUGCAAACCUCGCAGUGUGCCCGCGACGAGGUUGUCCUGCCCGCGGGGAUUACGGAUCUGGAGCUGAGCUCGAUGACAAUUGCCAACCUGGGCGUGGCGCGCAAGGCUAACCGUGGCACGCCUGGCCUCCGAGUUCAGAGCAGCGACGAUAGCGCCCCGAGAGGGGCACUUGUGCUUGACCGAGUUCGAGUUGUAGGUGGACGUGCCGACGACUCGGUCUCGCCGUUUCUGGUGGGUCUCGGCAUCGGCGGCGCCGUGGCGGUCGAUGUUGCCGGAACGCUUGACGUUCGCAACUCGAUCUUGACCGAUUGCUCGGCGCAAAGCUACGGUGGUGCUAUUUCGGGUCGUGGCAGCGGCGUGGUCAUCACCAUUGUCGACUCGGUCAUCGAGCAGUCGACCGCUGGCAUUCGCGGCGGAGGGUUGUUUGUGGCGACCGGAGCGCAGUUAGCCGUCACGCGGAGCAACGUGACCGCCAACGUCGCCGGCACCGGAGCUGGCGGUGGGCUCGCUGUCGAGUUUGGCGCGGAUGCAUACCUCCUUAAUGCUCGACUGGCGGGCAACGUCGCGGCAGCGGGCAUCGGUGGCGGCGGUGUUGUUCGGCCUGGGUCAGCACUGACGCUGGAGCGCAGCUCAGUGUCAGGCAACCUGGCCUUGGCUGGCGGCGGGUUGGCGGUGGCGGCAAUCGCGACCGAGGCUGCGAUGGUGGUGAACGCGGUGACCGAGCUUCCACGAGGCACUGUGCUCGAUGCUCCGGCGGCCAACACGCUGGAUAUCCGCGACACGGCGUUUUCCAGCAACCAUGCGGCGACGUACGGUGGCGGGCUGCUUGUGUGCGGCGCGCAGGUUGCUGUGGACGGGCCGACGGUGACAAUGAGCAACAAUGUGGCCGGGCGAGGCGGCGCGCUGGAGUCGUCCGCCGACGUGAUGAGUUGCGCGCCUGAGAGCGGAAAUAACGCUUGGCUGGUGGUCACCGGUGGCAGCGCGCAAUUUCCAGAGGCGUCUGCGCCACUCGGAUCGCAGCUGGAUGGCACGUUUCGAGUUCUGGACCUUCUCUCCCGUGCAGCAGUCUCGUACGCAAACACCGAGUUUCAAGUUGCGGUGACGUCGGGCGCGAGCUCGCUUGUGGUUGACGGCCCGCAAACGAUGCGUGGUGAGAGCGGUGAGGUGGCACUGCCCGGGGCAAUCCUGUAUGCAGAUGCGGAGAGCGUCGAUGAGGCGGCACUGCCGCGUGUAGAGUUGGUGGUGACAAGCGCUAAUGCGGAGCUGGGCUUCCUGGCGGCGCCGAUUCAGCUGACUGCGUGCGGGCCGCAGGCCGGCGGCAUCGAGCUUGUACUUGAUUCUGGGGCGCGAGUUGUCGGGUGUGUUGACUGCGGGGCUGGGGUCUCGGGCGAGACAUCGCUGGCAGGGUGCGUAACGGCAGCGACGUGCCUGGCCAACUCUGUGGAGAAUGGCGGCGUGAACGGAACGCAGCGGUGCGUGUGUGAGGGCGGGUUCUACGCCGUCGGCGCGGAUCCGAAUCAGUAUGCCGUAGAGUGUGCUGCGUGCCCGGUCGGAGCAAUAUGUCGCAAGGGGCGCGAUCCGCCUCUGGCCGCAGAGGGCUUCUACGGCGAGAGCAACACGUCGUUUGUGCGGUGCCGGCGGCCGGGUGCGUGUCUGGGUGGGCACGGUUCGGCGUGUGCACCAGGGUACUCGGGCUACAUGUGCAACGACUGUAAGGACGGAUGGUACUCAAACACGGCGCGCGAGUGCGCCAAAUGCCCCGCAGCUGCGGUGGGCGCGCUUGUUGGCGGCGGACUAAUCCUUGUGGUUGUGGCCGGAAGUGCGGCGGUGUUUGUGGCGAUUGCCGUGGCGCGGUCGCACGACUUUGCGGCCGAUACUGGCAAGGCAGUGUCUGGGGCGCUGCUGCGGCGACGACUGUUUCCGGCAUCGAUCUCGAUGGUGGUGGUUGCGAUCCAAGUGAUCGGGCUGGUGAGCGAGGCCGAGUUUGGGUGGGGUGAGUCGACACAGCGGCUCCUCCUCACGCUCAACAUCUUCAACAUCGACCUGAACCUCUUUGCGUCUGAAUGCACGCUCGCGUCGUUUCACGCAAAGUAUGCAUUUUCUGUGGCAGCGCCAGUGGUGUUGCUCGCUGCGUCGAUGUGUGCGCUGGUCAUUGCGCGCAAAACAAUGAUGAAGGCGCGGCUGGAAAGGGUUCGCACAAGGGCGCUCUUUGAUGCGGUGCUCUUUACGCUCGCGCCAGUGCUGUACAUUCCGAUGGCGCGGGCGGCGCUAGUCAUCUUUGACUGCGUCUCGCUGCCGAACGGACAGUUUGUGCUCGACUCGGACCCGAGCGUGCGGUGCCUAGACGCGUCGUGGUGGACCGUGGCGCCGCUCGGGGCGCUUGCGGUAGUGGCUUACGUCAUCGGCCUGCCGGCAUACUCGCUCUCGUGCAUUGCGAGCCACCGCGAGGCGCUGCUGGAGCCUGCAGUCUUUGCGCGGUUCGGCUCGCUCUACCUCCGCUACCGGCUGCCGUACUACUGGGGAGGGGUGGCUGAGCUCGGCAAGCGGCUGGCGCUCGUGGUGGUGGCCGUUUUCGCAAGCGACCAUGUGUUUGUGCUCAUUGUUCUCCUCUUUGGCAUUCUCAUCGGCUCGUCGGGCUUUGUCAUCCGCAAGCAACCGUACUACUUUCCGCUGUACAACAAGCUCGACGCGCGGCUCACCGCCGUCCUCCUCUUCCUGGUCCUCGUUGGGACCGGAAGCUACGCCGAGCGCGGGGCCGGUGCCGUAUCGGACGCAGCGUUUCUUGUCCUGGUCAUUGCCGCGCUCGUCGCACUCGUCGUAAUCGGCGGGCACGCCAUCAUCUCGGACGUCGUCUCGAUCCUCCGUUCCCGCCGCAGGCUCGGGGCGGACGAGACCGGUACUGCGCGGCAGCGCGCGCUUGCAGCACACAUCCAGCGUGAGGCCGUCGACCUCGAGCCGCAGCUCGCCCGCGAGCUCGUCGCCAUCGCCGAGCGGCUGGAGCAACAAGAUUGGGAGGAGGGAGGAGCCGUCGAUGUCGAGAUGGCGUCGCUUGUGCUCGAAUGA
Thecamonas trahens ATCC 50062 is the source of this 6444-nucleotide messenger RNA. RefSeq lists its product as uncharacterized. The transcript has 3 exons. Bases 1 to 6444 code for a protein of 2147 amino acids. The record is from RefSeq and is a predicted model, not a curated record. Lineage: Eukaryota; Apusomonadida; Apusomonadidae.